Drosophila obscura is the source of this 3890-nucleotide messenger RNA. RefSeq names its product protein teashirt (gene tsh). The record is from RefSeq and is a predicted model, not a curated record. The transcript is spliced from 4 exons. Gene Ontology annotation, molecular function: DNA-binding transcription factor activity, RNA polymerase II-specific; DNA binding. Gene Ontology annotation, cellular component: nucleus. The coding region runs from base 141 to 3206 and encodes 1021 amino acids. NCBI's taxonomy places the organism in Eukaryota, Metazoa, Arthropoda, Insecta, Diptera, Drosophilidae. Gene Ontology annotation, biological process: regulation of transcription by RNA polymerase II.
ACAAAACAAAUUCUAUACGAAAAAAACGUACCAAGUGCAAAAUAAAAAAAACCAAAACAAAACAAAAAUUUAUGAAUAUUGUGUCAAAUUAAGAAAAUAAGUUCUCUAUCAAAAUCGUCAAAAUUCAACAAAAUCUCAACAUGUUGCACGAGGCAUUGAUGCUCGAGAUCUACAGACAGGCGCUAAAUGCCGGCGCCCUGCCCACAGCUCGUCCCCGUUCCACGGAAUCGGCAAAUUCCAGCGAGCGUUGUCCCUCGCACGAAUCCAAUUCCUCGGACAAUGGGGGACAGCGCGGCGAUCCCAGUGGGGCCGGCAUGCCGCCCACAUCCAUGCACUCGACAUUCCCGGCCGUGCCGCAGAAUCUGCCCGCCCAGCCGCCCUCCAUGGAGGCGUAUCUGCAUAUGGUGGCAGCAGCCGCACAGCAGUAUGGCUUCCCCCUGGCCGCAGCAGCGGCAGCUGGACCACGGCUACCCCUGCCGCUGCCCAAUGAGGCGGCGGCACCGUUCAAGCUGCCACCGCAAGCCUCGCCCACGGCCUCCAGCAAUCACUCGGAGGCGCUGGACUUUCGCACGAAUCUAUAUGGGCGCGCGGAAUCGGCAGAGCCGCCAGCCUCCGAGGAGGAGGAGGAUUUCGAUGAUGGGGCCAACAAUCCGUUGGAUCUGUCGGUGGGUACACGGAAGCGCGGCCACGACGCCGAGCCGCAGCUGGGGCACAUACAAGUGAAGAAAAUGUUCAAGUCGGAGAGUCCACCGGCGAAUGCAUCGCCUGCGCCGGCGCCACCCACUGCCAGCCAAUUGAUGCCGGGCGUCAAUCCCUAUCUGGCGGCUGUGGCGGCUGCCAAUAUCUUUCGCACCGGACAGUUUCCCGAUUGGAAUGGCAAAAAUGAUCUCGUGGUGGAUCCCCUCGAAAAGAUGUCGGACAUUGUGAGGGGCGGAGCACAGGGACACAAGGAGAAGCAGCAGCAUCAUCAUCAUCAUCAUCAGCAGCAACAGCAACAGCAUCAAUCGAAGGCCACACCGCCCGCCCAGGCAGCACCGCCAAAGAGUCCCGCACAGCAGCACCAUAAUUCCGAGGGAGGAUCAAGUUCGGGUGGUGGAGCUGCUGCAGGUGGUGGAGCUAACACGGCCACGGCUGGCGUGACCAAGGCACGCCACAACAUCUGGCAAUCGCAUUGGCAGAACAAGGGCGUGGCCAGCUCUGUGUUCCGGUGUGUGUGGUGCAAGCAGAGCUUCCCCACACUGGAGGCCCUCACCACCCACAUGAAGGACAGCAAACACUGCGGCGUGAAUGUGCCACCGUUUGGUAAUCUGCCCAGCAACAAUCCACAGCAGCAUCACCAGCACCAGCAGCACCAACAGCAGCAGCAGCAUCACCAUCAGGCAGCACAGCAGCCACAGCAGCAGAACCAUCAGAAUAUGCGCAAGCAGGCCAAUGCGAAUCACUCGCCCUCGGCGAAUGUCAAAAAUGCAUUUCAGUAUCGCGGUGAUCCACCGACACCGCUGCCCCGUAAGCUGGUGCGCGGCCAGAAUGUGUGGCUGGGGAAGGGCGUGGAGCAGGCCAUGCAGAUCCUCAAGUGCAUGCGGUGCGGCGAGAGCUUCCGUUCGCUGGGCGAGAUGACCAAGCACAUGCAGGAGACGCAGCACUACACGAACAUCCUGUCGCAGGAGCAGAGCAUCUCCAUCAAGUCACAGAAUCAGGCCAAUGCCAAUUCGGACUCGAAGGACAAUCACAACAACAGCCUCAGCUCCGAGGAGAGUCGCACCCUCAGCGCCGUGCUCACGUGCAAGGUGUGCGACAAGGCCUUCAAUAGUCUGGGCGAUCUCAGCAAUCACAUGGCCAAAAAUAAUCACUAUGCCGAGCCGCUGCUGCAGAAUGCGGGCGCACGCAAGCGGCCGGCGCCCAAGAAGCGCGAGAAAUCGCUGCCCGUGCGGAAACUGCUAGAAAUGAAGGGAGGCGGCGGCGGCGGCGGCGGUGGCGGUGCAGGAGCCAGCCAGGAUGAUUUGGCAGCGGAAAAGUCGGCAGUGCAGGGCAAACCCGGCCUGGGACCCGGCGGUGGCGACAAGAACGAUGCGGCACUCUUUGCCGAACGCAUGCGGCAGUACAUAACGGGCGUGAAGUCUCCGGAGGAGAUUGCCAAGGUGGCUGCCGCACAGCUGUUGGCCAAAAACAAAUCGCCGGAGCUGCUGGAGCAAAAGAAUGGCAACGCCAAGCCGGGCAAUUCGUCGGUGUUGAGUGCCAUCGAGCAGAUGUUUACCACCAGCUUUGAUACACCGCCGCGGCAUGCCAGCCUGCCGGCGAGCAGUCCCUCCAAUUCAUCGACCAAGAACACCUCCCCAGUGGCCAGCAGCAUACUGAAGCGUCUCGGCAUCGAUGAGACUGUGGACUACAAUAAGCCAUUGAUUGACACCAAUGAUCCGUACUAUCAGCAUUAUCGGUAUACGAGCAGCGAGCGCAGUGGCAGCGAAUGCAGCGCAGAGGCGGCGGCGGCUGCGGCAAGGCCACGUUUGGAUGCACCAACGCCCGAGAAGCAGCAACAGCAGCAGCCGCUGCCGCUGAUGACUGGAGUCGCCUCCAACACAGAGGAGUCUGCUGCGGCUGCGGCUGCUGCUGCUGCUGUUAGGCCCAUCAAGCAGGAGGAUCCUGCCAUCAAAAUGGAGAUCAAGUCUGAGAUCAGCGAUGAGCAGAACGAUGACGCGGCCAUGCCAUCGCCCAAAAUGGAGUCAACGCUGGUCAAUGGCAGCUACUCCACCACCACCAAUGCCUCCUCGGCCAACAACAAUAAUAACAACAACAACAACAAUGUGGAGCGUGCCUCACCCAAGACCCCCUCGGUGGCUGGCAGUCCACAGUCGACGCGGCUGCUGCCGCCGCGCAGUCCAGCGGAUAGCCAACGUUCGGCCACACCCAAGUCGCCAGCCUCCAGUCACAAGUCCUACGAUGGCAGCGAGGGCAACAACAAAAAGUAUCCCAGCGACUCGCUGAAUGCCCUCUCCUCGAUGUUUGACUCGUUGGGCGCCAGUGGCGGUGGCGGGGGAGCGGCUGCCAAUACGAGAGCCAAGCUGGCCGCUGCAGCGGCAGCUGUCGCCGGUGGCGUGCUGCCGCCCGUGGCUGGUGGUGGUGGCAGCGAAUCACCGGAAAAUCUAAGCGCCAGCAAUUCGCUGGCGGCACUGCGACAGUUCUGCGUGAAGAAGGAGAAGACCGCCUAAGAGCUGGAGCUUCUCGGCCGCAAACCGGACCGUUCCGUCAAACGCUCUCGUUAGCCUCGUUUUUUCGUUGUUUUUGCGCAAACAAAAAGCAUUUUCAAACAAAUUUUUUUGGGGUUUGCCUGCGCGUUGCCCACACGCCACCACCCACACCCCGCACUCCGCAUCAAACUGCCACAAGCAGCCCCCCGGAAAAAUUCCCAUGCACCUUUUUUGGGGUGGCGGCGGCGGUGUGGGGUGGGCGGACACUGCGGCAACCAUUCAGAGAGAAGAGAAGAGAGAGAUUCCAGAGUCAAAAGUACUGCCACUUGGACGACACUUUGACGACAGAUAGAAGAAGACACCACCGAGAUAUGGAAAGAUAUAUGUUCGGUAUCAUUGAAACGAUUAUAAUGAAAAUACUGAUUGAGGAGGAGAAGGAGAACUCAAUCCAGAUGCCAGGCGGCAGUUGGGGAUUGUAUCCUGCCGCGCGUACUACUCCUACGCCAUGGCGACGACCCACCCGCGCGUUCAGCAAGCCUUAAGGCCUACUUUUUCAAGAAUAUAUAAAACUUGGGAUCCUUGAAAAACUAUGGCUUGGCAUGGCUGAUCUACUGGUGGGGUUUUUUUUGUUGUUGUUAGAAAAAAAAACCACACAAACCAAGCCCUUGUCAGGGCUGCCACAUCUCUCUGCAAAGAGUUAUGAAA